UAUCACACAUUCAUUUUAACAGAGAGAGAGAGAGAGAUAUGGAAGGAAUGAGAGAAAUCGCGAGAUCCUACUACGACAGAGCAAGCGACGCCGAGAAGAUAUCGAUCGAACAAUCCUUCGCAAAACUCGACGUCGACAGCGACGGGAAGAUAAGCCUGGCGGAGUUCAAGAAGUCGGUGAGCUUGUGGCUAUGCGCGGAUGCCGUGUUCCAGAAACUUGACAAGAACGGCGACGGGUGCCUCGAUUUCGAUGAGUUUCUGUGCCUUUACUACAUGGAGAAGAAGGUGGCCAUAGGCAAAUGCAGCGGCUGCUCGGAGCUGCUGGUGGGGCCCUACUUCUCUUGCUCGCUUUGCUUGGGAAGAGGCGAAGAUACGUACGACCUCUGCUGCUCUUGCUACCGCCGUGGCGCUGAGUUGCCGCAUGAGCACUCUGUGCAGAACAUGAUGGAUCAUCACUCUCUGCUCACGCUCCUCAGGAAUCGUACGGCUGAGGAUGAAAAAGUCCAAAAAAAGAAAGGAAUGGAAGAACUACACGUAAUCGCAAAAGCCCAUUACCGAGCAGGAUCUCCACAGGUCAAAAAAUUAGCAAGAGAAUUUUACAAAUCCAUGGACACAGAUGGAGACGGUCAAGUCGAUCUUUCCGAGUUCAUAGCCUUCAUGAAGCACGAAGGCUAUUCCUUCAUGCAAAACCGUUCUUUCUUCGACAAGCUUGACCUAGACAACAGAGGCACCCUAGACUUCUAUGAUGUCAUGACAUUGUAUUACAUCAUUAGGAGUGGCCGCCCCUUCUGCGACUGCUGCGCUGAAUUCAUCCCCGGAAUAUUCUUCUCCUGUGUCGACUGCUUUAAGAAUCCGAAAACCUCAUUCCAUCUGUGUUGUGAUUGCUAUCAGAUGCGGAAAUGCAAUCAUAAUCACGACGGCCGGUCUCAGUUUCUGGACAAUUAUGCAUUUUUGCAAGCUAUGAGAGAUCCGGAGCUUGCACAUGCGUCGGGGGUAAAUUCUAAUGAGGCUAGGAAUAGACCCACAAAUUCCAUGUUUCCAUUACAACAUGAAGGCACUGUAGUUAUGAUAGAAAAUGCAAUUGUUCAAGCACCACCAAAACCAAAGUGGAAUAAAAGGAAGGCUGCAUAUUAUUUACUUGACACAGCAGUCAAAUUCGGGGCCUUUUCCACCUUCAGCUCCUGCACUAUUUUGUGAAUAUAUGAGAGAGCAAAAUAAAUUCAUAAGGAAGAAAAAGGUGAAAAGUCUACGGUGAUCUUUGGUACCGAUGACAUCCUUUGGGCUUUUUAUGUUUGCUUUGUUAUAUCAUUUUUCUUUUUUUGUUUUUAAUUUGCAUUCAUGAACUACCUGCUAGCUGCUAGCUGCUGUUGUUUGUUCUCGUUGCUUUUGGAAUUUUUUGU
Messenger RNA from Salvia hispanica, 1399 nucleotides. RefSeq lists its product as uncharacterized. The record is from RefSeq and is a predicted model, not a curated record. Gene Ontology annotation, molecular function: calcium ion binding. NCBI's taxonomy places the organism in Eukaryota, Viridiplantae, Streptophyta, Magnoliopsida, Lamiales, Lamiaceae.